CUGGUGCAUUUGGAGUCUCUGUGGCUGAAGGGAGUUGUCCAGAUAAAGCUCUCCGAAAUGGUUUUCCGUCGACUUAAUGGUUUUUUCCAUAUAGGAUUGUCUUCAACUGCUCUGCUGCGCCGACUUGGGUACCAGGUUUUUAAGUGUCCAUCCCCCUCUCUUUUGAAUUCGAAACAUCAGGAUGUUCUAGAUGGGUUUUGCUAAUUUUCACUCUCUUGUCAUUCUCAAUUGUUUCAAUUGGCCAAAUCUCUUGGAUGAGAAGUUUGGAAAAUAGGUUUUUCGGCUACAUUCCACAGAUUUUGCUAAAGACUUGUGUUAAUGUUGGUUGGGCUUUUUUCCUGCAGUAAUCUCUGUUUAAGGGCUACCAAUAAUUUGGGGAUGAUUCUAUUUGGUCCCCUCUCCCUUUAUUUUAUUAACUCGAAUAAAACAUUUUAGCAAUUGUUUUUAGUUUGUGGUAAGCACUUGGAGAUGGAGUGUGAUUCUCAUUCCACUAAAUUGUAUGAUAGCUCAAUUGAGAAACUGACUUUGGAAGUUGUUCCCUAUUUAUGGUGGAAGAGUAGACCCUUUUAAGUUUGAGAAUGGACUUCAUGAUUUUCGGAGUGUGCCUCCAACAAAGAUGAGCGGUCAAGCACUCAAGCAUCACCAAAUAUGUGAUUUAGCUUAUUAACCUCAAGGAUUUUUGUUUGGGUUCUGAUUUAUUUGCUGUGGUACAAUUAGGAUUUGUCAUUUUAUAUAUUGAAUUAAUUGAUAUAUUUUCUUUUGUUUCUUGUUGUUCAGACUUCAGACAUGUGAGCUACUGGAGGGAUUGAACUACUUGGGUUGUGUUUUCCUUCAAUGCAUUAUAAAGAAGCUUGGUUUGGUUCAAUUCUUCUUUUAUUCUCUUUCUACAAGAAUAAAGUAGUAUUUCCAACUUGGCAACCAUUGGAGGACCACCACCUACACCCAUUUUUCCUCCCUCAUCGAGUGCUAGGAGAUGCUAGUUCUGCAAUCACUUACUUUGAAGAGAGUGUCAACUUCCUUAAGAAAGUGCCAACUGAUGAUUUGGAGAUCAUACAUACGCUCUCUGUUUCACUUAAUAAAGUUGGAGAUCUAAAGUAUUAUGAUGAAGAAUUGCAAGGUGCAAGAAGUUACUAUUUUCAGUCGUUGAAUGUUAGUCGGGAUGCAAUCAAGAAUCAUCCCAGUUCUCCAUCUCAGGUAUGUGGAUGGCUUUGGGAGCAGAAAGGGUAUAAGCUCGGCAAAGAAGUAUGCUUCAAGUAAAGAAAUCUGUAGCAUGCGAUUGUUGGCCUCGUACAUUAUUACAUUUUCAGGAAGGAGGAAUUAGAUUUUUUUUUUCAAUGAGUCUAAUUAGUUAGACUCUUUUAUGUAGUUUGAGUUGAAAAAUUCUUUUUCCAAGCUAAUGUAAUGAAUCUGUAUUCAAUAUUGUACAUUGACGUUUGGA
This is a messenger RNA of Rhododendron vialii, 1438 nucleotides long. Its product is annotated as protein NCA1-like. The transcript has 5 exons. The record is from RefSeq and is a predicted model, not a curated record. Gene Ontology annotation, molecular function: protein binding. Lineage: Eukaryota; Viridiplantae; Streptophyta; Magnoliopsida; Ericales; Ericaceae. The coding region runs from base 835 to 1257 and encodes 140 amino acids.